Molecule: messenger RNA, 2679 nt
Organism: Acanthopagrus latus (yellowfin seabream)
Lineage: Eukaryota; Metazoa; Chordata; Actinopteri; Spariformes; Sparidae
Product: ras-related protein Rab-26
Exons: 10
Coding region: 282-1034 (250 amino acids)
Cellular component (GO): endosome; Golgi apparatus
Molecular function (GO): GTPase activity; GTP binding
Source: RefSeq, a predicted model, not a curated record
AGCCGUUCCUCCGUGCGCUCCCAGCGCCGCGAUACGAGGGAGGGAGGAGAGAGAGCUGUUUACAUUGUGAACCAGACCUCAGAUUAACAGUCACACAGCUGCUCCGCCGGGACGACAGCUGUCUCGCUUUACAGACACUUUUUUUUUCUCCUUCAUCCAUCGAACCGUCUCCAAUUUGCGCUUUACGCACAGUCAUGGUUUUGACGCGCAGGUGAACUUCUCUCGCCUCGACCACAACUCCACGCGGAAAAUUGCUCCGAGGUGAACAGGUCAUCGGAGCCAUGUCCAGGAAGAGGGCAGUGAAGGGCAAGGCUGGCUCCAAGAGCCCGAAGGCGUCGCCGAGCAGCGGGAGGACGGGGAAAGGUCUGGCCGCCGCCGCCGCUCCGUCCUCCGGACUCGUCUAUCCCAGCAGACCGUCCCUCAGCAACAGCGGGGAGUUUUAUGACAUCGCCUUCAAGGUGAUGCUGGUCGGGGAUUCAGGCGUCGGGAAGACCUGUCUGCUGGUUCGCUUCAAAGACGGGGCUUUUCUAGCCGGCAGCUUCAUCUCCACUGUUGGCAUCGACUUCAGGAAUAAAGUAAUGAGCAUCGACGCUGUGAAGGUGAAGCUCCAGAUCUGGGACACUGCUGGACAGGAGCGUUUCCGGAGUGUCACACAUGCCUACUACCGCGACGCUAACGCUCUCCUCCUUCUCUAUGACGUCACCAACAAGGCCUCCUUCGACAAUAUCCGGGCAUGGCUGACAGAGAUCCAUGAGUACGCCCAGCAGGAUGUGGUCGUCAUGCUGCUGGGCAACAAGGCUGACUCAACACAUAACAGGGUGGUGAAACGCGAGGAGGGAGAGAAACUGGCAAAGGAGUUUGGAGUGCCCUUCAUGGAGACGAGCGCUAAAUCUGGACUGAACGUGGAGCUGGCCUUCACUGCAGUGGCCAAAGAACUGAAGCACAGGACCAUGAAGGAGCCCGAUGAGCCCAAGUUUCAGCUGAAGGAGUACGUCGACAAAGAGAUGAGGACCGUCGGCUGCUGCCGCUCGUAGACCACAUCCCGUGUGUGUGUAUGCAAGUGUGUGUGUCUGAGAGAGGGAGAGAGCGAACAGUUACCUUCUAUUAGAAUAGUUCUAAAUCUGAAGUCGGUGUGUCUGAGAAUUAUCCCGAAAUUCUCAGCAUUUUUUUAGUAUUUGAAGUGUCGAUAUGGCCAUUGAUGCUCUCUCUCUCCCAACCCACCUUUCCUCUGCAACUGUGAAUGUAAUAUAACUCCUAUCUACAUGCUCACACAUACACAUGCAUGUACACACACACACACACACACACAUGCACACACACCAUUGAGGCUCUGUUUGUACAUGUACUUCAAAGCCUGUUCGAUCCAUUCUGCCAUGAGUGUGAUGUACAUAUUUUAAAUGUAAUUUUAAUUACGUGCUUUGUAGUUCUGUAAAUGCCCGUCUUGUUGUAACAAAAAGAACAUAGACUCACAUGUGUUGGAUACUAAAUCAAUCAGUCUUGUUAAGGUAAUAGAAAUGAACAGAUCUUAUGAACACAUUUGUACAGAUUCACUAUUGCACCUAACGUACGCUGUCGAAUGGCACCGUGUGCUGUUUACGGACAGGAUCUCGUAUGAUAACUGUUUUUAAUACUUGUGAUCAUGACUGUCAUUAUACAGAUGUAAUUUGAGUUCUUUAGCUUUUAUACACAGAUUGUUGAAGUUAAAAGCUGCUACAUGAAGCAUUUUAAUGUUAAGAAAUGCCCCUCACUCAGCCACAUCACCAAAAUAAAUGUUGCCAGUGUAUGUUUCUGCAAAACCCCUGCAUUGCUGAAACUUUAUGUUUCUUUAGGUUCAGUUCAUUUAUGUUGUGACAAUACAGUGCUUACCCCCUUCACCAGUAAUUGCAAGAUGUUAUUUGAUGAAAAAAAAAAAAGAAAAAAAAGAAAAAAACAAGAUCAUCCGCAAAAGGACUAACAGCGGCCACUGAUGUCUGCCGAUGAAACAGAAACAGAUUACUAGUACUAAUUAUUCCAUCACUUCCAUCAAUGAAUCAAGAAAGUAAUCAACAGAUUCACUGAUAAUGAAAAUAAGUGCUGGUUCCAGCUGGUUUGAGUUUGACAACAGAGCCAGUGUUUGACUUUUCAAUCAAGAUCACAUCUCAAAGAAAGGUCGAGAAUUCAUAAAACCCAGUAGGAGCUUUGACUGAAUCUUUCUUUUAAUUGUUUUCCCGUCCUGAGGUUUGGUAGCUCCCGUCUUUCUGUAGAGAUGCAGCUGUUGUUAUUAGACCUUUCGCUGAACUUAACGCUGCGGUAUGGUUUCAACCCCCGAGAGGAGGUGAAGGGAACAGUAACUGGAAGUUGGCCGUGGGUGGAGAGAAGCUGCUGUCAAGGAGGAAGUUGCAGGAGAGAUGCAGCAUUCAUGUGUAAAUUAAGAUCCAUCUCAUUUAUCUUGUUUGUUUUUUUUUGUGAGAAGAUUUCAUACUGCUGAAAGUUUAUGUUUAAAAACACUAUAAAUACACUUUCAGUUUGCUUACAUUAAAUGGUUGAACUGAAUCUUGAUAUACAGAUUUUACAAUAGAUCUCAGACUUUGAGAAAGAGUCAUUCAAUUCUUGUUACCUUGUAAUCUGUAUACUGUAUCUUAUCUGAAAUGAUUUGUAUUGUAUCAACCCCCAGUGUUCACAAUAAAGAAUCAACAGUGA